Molecule: messenger RNA, 2170 nt
Organism: Cynocephalus volans (Philippine flying lemur)
Lineage: Eukaryota; Metazoa; Chordata; Mammalia; Dermoptera; Cynocephalidae
Gene: CRLF3
Product: cytokine receptor like factor 3
Exons: 8
Coding region: 59-1384 (441 amino acids)
Molecular function (GO): protein binding
Source: RefSeq, a predicted model, not a curated record
UCGGCGGCACCCGGCACAGUUGGGACCUGGUAUCCGCAGCCGUUUGCCGCGCGUCCCUAUGAGGGGGGCGAUGGAGCUGGAGCCAGAGCUGCUGCUGCAGGAGGCCCGCGAGAACGUGGAGGCGGCGCAGAGCUACCGGCGGGAACUGGGCCACCGGCUGCAGGGGCUGCGGGAGGCGCGGAGGCAGAUCAAAGAGAGUGCAUCACAGACAAGGGAUGUCCUCAAACAGCAUUUUAAUGAUUUAAAAGGAACCCUUGGGAAGCUUCUGGAUGAGCGAUUGGUGACCCUUUUGCAAGAGGUGGACACUAUUGAGCAGGAGACCAUUAAACCACUAGAUGACUGCCAGAAGCUCAUAGAACAUGGAGUUAACACUGCAGAGGACUUAGUCCGAGAAGGUGAGAUCGCCAUUCAUGGUGGGGUAGGAGAACAAAAUGAGAAACUGUGGAGCUUUACCAAAAAGGCAUCACAUAUUCAGUUGGACAGCUUACCAGAAGUGCCUUUACUGGUUGAUGUGCCUUGUUUAUCUGCUCAGUUGGAUGACUCAAUUCUUAACAUAGUGAAAGACCACAUUUUUAAGCAUGGAACAGUAGCAUCUCGCCCACCAGUACAGAUAGAAGAACUAAUAGAGAAACCUGGAGGCAUCAUAGUACGAUGGUGUAAGGUGGAUGACGACUUUACAGCCCAAGAUUACAGGCUCCAGUUCCGUAAAUGUACUUCAAAUCAUUUUGAGGAUGUAUAUGUAGGCUCUGAAACUGAAUUCAUAGUAUUGCACAUAGACCCCAAUGUUGAUUAUCAGUUCAGAGUCUGCGCCCGAGGAGAUGGCCGACAGGAGUGGAGUCCUUGGAGUGUCCCCCAGAUAGGUCAUUCCACAUUGGUGCCUCAUGAGUGGACAACUGGCUUUGAGGGGUACAGUUUGAGCAGCCGAAGAAAUAUAGCACUCCGGAAUGAUUCUGAGUCUUCAGGUGUUCUCUACUCCAGCGCACCAACUUAUUUCUGUGGGCAGACGUUAACAUUCAGAGUUGAAACUGUGGGACAGCCAGACAGAAGAGACAGUAUAGGAGUGUGUGUAGAAAAACAGAGUGGACAUGACUCUUUGCAGCGGGACCAAGCUGUGUGCAUCAGUACAAAUGGUGCAGUUUUUGUAAAUGGCAAAGAAAUGACUAAUCAGUUGCCUGCAGUUACUUCUGGAUCCACUGUCACAUUUGACAUUGAAGCUGUGACUCUAGGAACCACCAAUAACGAAGGUGGAAACUUCAAGCUUCGAGUAACUAUUAGCUCAAAUAACAGAGAAGUAGUUUUUGAUUGGUUACUUGAUCAAUCUUGUGGUUCUCUUUACUUUGGAUGUUCAUUUUUCUAUCCUGGUUGGAAAGUGUUAGUGUUUUAGAUUUUUGGAUGCUUGGCUUUGGUUUGCAGGAUUUAAUGUAGCAUUCCUCAGCCCAGCUUAGUUGUAAUUGAUAAAAAAUAGUUGAAUUCAUCUCUCAGUUUGGCCGUUGGACAUGCAAAGUGUUUACUGGAUUUAUUUUUUAAUAUUUUAGCAAUAAGAGAUUUGAAUGUUUGUGGACAAAACCAUAACUCAGUUCUAUUUUUAGCAUACUGUUAAUUGAAAUAUCACAAGGCCAUGUAAAACUUUAGAAUAAAACAACAGGAAGAAACCAGAUAGAAGCCAGAGUUCUGUAAUGUACAUUCACUCAUGUGCUCUCCGUAGGAGUGUGUUGAAUAUGCUCUCCGUAUUCAGGUAUUUGUAAGCAGUGUUGACUUUUAACCCAUAUUCAGUAAACCUUAAGUCCCAAAGGCAUUAUAAUUUUUGCAUUUUUAAAAAUGCCCGAGCAAAUGUCUAUAAUAGGCAAGUAUUAUCUUUUGUUCUUUCCUUGCAAUUUGAUUCAAGAUAGGCUAGAGGAUUUUUACAGGGUAAAACUACUUUUGGAAGUAGUGUGCACAGCAUUUCACAUGGACGUAAUAUGCACAUGUGCAUAUCCAGCCUCACUGAUGUCCAUGUUGCUAUUUAGAGGGUAUGAUCUGCAGUCUAGUUUGUCAGUUUGAUAAAUGGUCUUUUUGUGGACCAAAAACAUAUAGGGUAAAUACUUGACCUAUUUUUUUGAAAACUUAAAUUUGUGUAAAAUAUUUAUUUGAAGGACUUAUUAUGUAAAAAUAAGGGUCUUAACUUGCUAUG